This is a messenger RNA of Amblyraja radiata (thorny skate), 2217 nucleotides long. Its product is annotated as tripartite motif-containing protein 54. The coding region runs from base 137 to 1663 and encodes 508 amino acids. Gene Ontology annotation, cellular component: cytoplasm. Gene Ontology annotation, molecular function: zinc ion binding. Lineage: Eukaryota; Metazoa; Chordata; Chondrichthyes; Rajiformes; Rajidae. Gene Ontology annotation, biological process: regulation of microtubule cytoskeleton organization. The record is from RefSeq and is a predicted model, not a curated record. The transcript has 11 exons.
AAUAUUGCCUAAGCAGAAACACCAAGAAGUGCUCGUCAAUCAGGUCACAACCUCAGGACGAAAGGGAGAGAAGCUGAUAGCGGUUUAGUUUUUGCAAGUAACUGCAAGUUAGACUUAAUCCCUGAAGUUUUCUAACAUGACGACAUCCAUGGAUUAUAAUCUUUUGUCCAAUGACCGUCAAACCAUGGACAACCUGGAAAAGCAGUUGAUUUGCCCAAUCUGUUUAGAAUUGUUCUCCAAACCAGUUGUUAUUCUUCCAUGUCAGCAUAACCUCUGCCGGAAGUGUGCAAAUGACAUGUUCCAGGCAUCCAAUCCAUACUGGUCUAACCGUGGCAGUUCUGCAGUGGGAUCAGGGGGUCGAUUCCGCUGCCCCUCUUGUCGACAUGAAGUGAUUCUGGACAGACAUGGGGUUUACGGCCUGCAAAGAAAUCUACUCGUUGAAAACAUUAUCGACUUAUACAAGCAAGAGUCAAUCAGUUUUGUUUGCAGACCUGAAAAGAAGACUGAGCAGCCCAUGUGUGAAGAACAUGAUGAUGAACGAAUCAACAUUUAUUGCAUGACAUGCGAAGUACCAACAUGCUCCAUGUGUAAAGUAUUUGGUGCUCAUAAAGACUGUGAGGUGGCUCCACUCACUAAUGUUUAUAAACGACAAAAGUCUGAACUCAGUGACGGGAUUUCAAUGUUGGUGGCAAGCAAUGACCGAAUUCAGACAGUGAUCACGCAGAUGGAAGAGACAUGCAGAAAUAUUGAGAGCAAUGGUAGUUGCCAAAAAGAAUUGAUGUGUGAGAAAUUUGAUGGUCUGUACACGAUGCUGGAGGAUAGGAAAAAGGACAUGCUGCAAAUUAUCACUGUGGAGCAGGAAGAAAAAACGCAGCAUGUUCGCUCCUUGAUUAGGAAAUAUGGGGAACAUCUCGAGGAGGUCUCCAAAGUUAUCGGGACUGGAUUACAGUGUAUGGAGGAGCCUGAAAUAGCAGUAUUUCUGCAGAAUACGAAGCCUCUUGUUAAAAAGGUUUCAGAAGCAUCAAAGAUAUCACACAUGGAAAAGAUAGAACGUGGCUUUGAGAAUAUGGAUCAUUUUUCAGCUGAAUUUGCAAAGGAAGAAAGGAUGCUGAAAGAGAUUGACUUCCAGAGAUUUGAAGAGGAGACAGAGGAACUGGAAGGAGAAGAGGAAGAGAUGGAAGCCGAAAAAGCUGAAGAGAUUCACACUGAUGUGGAACAGUUCCUGCACCAGGAAGACACUGCCGAGGGUAUGCCACCACCUCUAGCUCCAGCAGAGACAGUGCGCACAAACACAGCUGCAUUGGCGGCAGAAAUGGAAAAUGAUUCAUUGCCAGCAGAUGCUGUUCAGCAGGCCGCAACUGAGAUUCACAAUACACCGGAGUCUGCAACUCAGUUGCUGUCAACUGGAGAAGCAGCAGCCGCAGAUCCUUUCUUUUACCCUGCCUGGCAUAAAGCUCGUUCGUUGGACAAGAACAGCCCCAAUCUGAAUCCAGUGACCAAGAGUUCAGAGGAUCUAGAAGUGGACAAGAAUGAAGCUAGUUCAGUUGCCACUCCAUCGCAGGGUCUAGCGUUCUUCAUUUCAGUUUUGGUUUUGAUGAUCGCACUGCGCCACCUUUGGAAUCAGAUUCAGUACAUGAUUUUUUCUUUUCUGGACUGGUUUUGAAAACUCGGCUCCGAUCCCAUCUGGAGAGCAGGGUGGGGGCGAAGCGAUUGGCGACGACACACCCCGGCACGUCUUUUCCUUCUCCUGGUUAAACACGCAGGCUAAAUAGAAACACCAGAGACACAGGACAAAACUGGGCGCAUCGUAACCUUUCCAAAGUAAUAUCACUCAUUGUAAAAAUAAAAUCUAUCUUCACGCCUCACAUUUGAGGCUGUUGAUUUGGGUUUAUGCUUGUGGAUUUGAGAAUGGGAGGAUGCAGGUCAUCAUUUUACCUGUGUUAACUUUACCACCGGCCGCCUAGUUAGGGGUGAGGGAGCCGCGAAGCCACUAAACAUUUUGAUGGGAAAAGGGGAAUUUCUGGUAACGUCGCCGACCGUUCCACGUGAACUGUGGUGCCUACAACUCUUAACACUUUUGUGGCAAAUCUGUGUGUUGGUCCCAGCCGUUGCUGGGGUGGCGUGGCGCAUGUGGGUGGUGGUGGUGGUGGUGAGGGGGGUUCUGACAACACCCAGCGGGCCUUGUAUUUCAAUUAAAUGUGUUCUGUGUGCUUCAAA